CGACGUCGAUACCACGCCCCCGACUCGACAACAACAGCUGAGGCCACGUCAUUUCUGCCAUCUUCGCAUUUCGGACACCGACAGCCGUCGACAUGAACAUUUUUCGGCUACUCGGCGACAUUUCGCAUCUGCUAGCCAUCAUAAUUCUGCUGCGCAAGAUAUGGAUGUCCAGGUCAUGUGCAGGCAUCAGUGGGAAAAGUCAAUUGCUUUUCGGCUUGGUGUACACGACCAGGUAUCUCGAUCUCAUCACCUCCUACAUUUCCCUCUACAACUCGGUGAUGAAAGUGGUCUUUUUGGCUGCCUCGUAUGCGACCAUCUACUUGAUGUAUGUCAAAUUCAAGGCUACAUAUGACCACAACCACGACACAUUCAGGAUUGAAUUCCUUGUAGUCCCUGCUGUCGCACUUGCUCUUUUGAUCAACCAUGACUUCCAAGUUGUGGAGAUCCUGUGGACUUUCUCUAUCUACCUUGAGUCAGUAGCCAUUCUGCCCCAGUUGUUCAUGGUGUCCAAGACAGGCGAAGCCGAGAGCAUCACAUCACACUACCUGUUUGCACUGGGUGUGUACCGAGGACUGUACCUCCUCAAUUGGAUCUACCGCUUUUGGGCUGAAGAUCAUUAUGACCUUAUUGCAAUUGUGGCUGGAGUUGUUCAGACAGUGCUCUACUGCGAUUUCUUUUAUCUCUACAUCACAAAGGUGUUACGAGGCAAGAAGCUGCAGUUACCAGCUUAAGCAUGAGAGUCAAGAGGGUUUGGACUAGGUGCUUCAAGAGGUUAUCACCUUUAGUCCCCAAUUGCCAAUUAAAACCAAGCCCAGCAAACCUUGCAAUUGAAUUGAUACACUUUAAUUAAUAAAUUGUCAGGCGCACUAGAUAAGAUUAUAGCAUAACUUGAGCAGGUUGUUCACUUCUUUCAAUUUUAGUAUGCACGUCUUCUGUCAUAAAUAAUUAUUCUGUUUUUGGAAGUCGGCCAUCAAUGCACACUGUGCAUCCUGUGAUGCGGCCAGUCUUGAUAAGAAGUUCAGCGCCAUUCUAGCAAUAUUUUGUAGAAACUUCAACUCAGAAGAUUGAAAUGGGGUAAAUGGUUUCCUUUUGUCAACCCAGAGGAAAUUCUACCGUAAAAUCUGUUGGGUUUGUUUUUAUGUGACCAACUGAAAAAUGGCUGGCAUAUUGUUUCAAUUGUACUUUCCAUACUGUCUUCUUUAUCUUAUUCUUGUGUUAAGUGGACUAUGAGCAAUUGCGAGAGCAUGGUUAUAUAGCUAUGGAAUGAAUGUCAAAAUAAAAGUGAGAGACAUAAGCAAGUUUUGUUGAAAUGUCUGCGUUUGAGUGUAAGCGUGAGUUUGUUAUAAUCAUCUACCAAAUAAAAAGGGACGUCUAUGUUGUGUAAGUCAUCAACAAGUAAAGCUUUUAAAAUAAUA
Cloeon dipterum is the source of this 1415-nucleotide messenger RNA. It is a transcript of the gene KdelR, whose product is annotated as ER lumen protein-retaining receptor. The record is from RefSeq and is a predicted model, not a curated record. Bases 93 to 731 code for a protein of 212 amino acids. Gene Ontology annotation, cellular component: cis-Golgi network; membrane; endoplasmic reticulum. The transcript has 5 exons. Gene Ontology annotation, biological process: endoplasmic reticulum to Golgi vesicle-mediated transport; protein retention in ER lumen. Lineage: Eukaryota; Metazoa; Arthropoda; Insecta; Ephemeroptera; Baetidae. Gene Ontology annotation, molecular function: ER lumen protein retrieval receptor activity.